AUGAUAUUAUAUAUCGAUUCCGAACUCAGACAUAUCGAAGUAUAUACUAGUGUAUUUUGUAAUAAAGAUGGAAAAUUCCGGGACAGGAAUGAAGUUAUGGGUGUUGAUUUUACUGAUCUUUACGGUGUGAAAGUGUUCACAAAUAUUGGACUAUGGCCGUAUAGUGAUGAAGGAAUACGAAUCUGGAAUGGUACUCUUCGUUUGGACGCUACAAAUACCAACGAGGAUCAUGCAUAUAAAAUUCGUUGUAGUUGUCACAAAGAACAUUUGGAACAUUUUCGUUGUACACAUGGCAAGGGUCGAGUCCGAAAAGGGGAAUUCAAACAUCUGAGUAUAAAAGUACCAGAACCGGCUAUUAACACAGCUAUUUUGACCGUCUGGAUUGAUGAUAUGGAUGCGGCGUUGAAUUUAUACAUGUUGGAAGGAGCAAAAGAACUUUACUUUGGACCCGAUGAUAGUGAAUCGUUAACGGAAUCUGUCACUGAGAAGAAUCCAGCUUCGAUGAAACCGAAAUGGACGACAAGAAGCGGUGAAGAAGGAGCCUUCGAAGGAGUAUCCGACUUAAUCAAGCCUGCGUUUAAGAAUAUCCCCAAAGGGCUCAGUAAUUACCUUACAGGUCCCUCUUCUAAAGGAUCAACAUGGCAACGGUUAAAUGAAUUAGUUUAUCCAGUUGUAUUGGAAUUAUUGCAAGAUCUUGGAGAUUUUGCCAAAAAAGAAGUGGAGAAAAAAGAAGGCACAUUGCGUAGCGAACUGUACAAAUCAAAUCUCUUGACUGGAUCAAAGAACACUGACGUAGGAAAAGACCUAGCCGAGGUCGUCCUUAUCCGAUUAUCCGAGAAAUUACGAUCCGAGUAUGGGAGGUCAAACACGAAGUUCUAG
This is a messenger RNA of Necator americanus (New World hookworm), 879 nucleotides long. RefSeq lists its product as uncharacterized. The record is from RefSeq and is a predicted model, not a curated record. Bases 1 to 879 code for a protein of 292 amino acids. Lineage: Eukaryota; Metazoa; Nematoda; Chromadorea; Rhabditida; Ancylostomatidae. The transcript is spliced from 7 exons.